UCCACCGUAGCGCCGCCAAGCAGCAGCGGCACUCGCUCCGGUGCAGACGCCCAGCUGCCGGCGCGCCUCUCCGCCACCCUAGCGCCUCUGUUCCCUGUCCUGCGCUCCUGCAAAACUCCUUGGACCCCAGCCCGUGCAGCUGCUCCCAGCGCCCACCGACCCGACGUUCCGCAGCCACCCUCGAUUCGGCCCCGGCUCCUGGACAGCCGAUCUCUCACCUGGCUUGGCCCUGGGGACGGGGUGCCUUCAUGCGGCCCCCACACUCUUCACCCCGCCGCCGCCGCCCCCGAGCUCUGUGCGCUGCGCCCCAGCCCCAGCAGGGCGCGCAACUUUGGAAGUCCCGUGGCGCUCCAAGAGGCUGCGGAGUCCGCGCCCUCGCCCCGGGUCGGGCCCAGCCCGCACCACCUCACUGAAGGGAGCGAUUCGAUUCCAAGAUAUAAGGAGACGGACCUCGGACCCUGAGCUCGCAUCGACACCCCUCCGCAGCCUCUUGGGGUAAGCCCUUUUGCUUUCGCUCAGGCUCAAGACUCAAGGUAUAGACGUUUAUUUAAAUAAAUUUGUAUAAGCUCCCGACAGCCUUCCACAUCAUCGGAUGGUUUUUGCUCCCUCUUCUUGAAGAAUAAAUCUCUCUCUAACCACCAGCUGGCCCUACUCUUUCCUGUCGCUUAGAAAUAAAACUUGGCUGUGUUUAGGAGAGAGAGAGAGGGAGGGAGAGAGAGAGAGAAAGAGAGCCCACUCGGGAGCGUCUGAAGCGCGGGCCGGUGCCAGUGGGCCGGAGCCCAGCCCAUGGGACAGUAGCGGUCCCUCUAGCUUGGACUUGGACUCCCUGCGACCCCCUCCUAUGUGAGACGCCGCAGGGCGAGCGGGACGCGGGAGGAAGAGGAGGACCCACGGACGCGGGGCCGGAAGGCAGCUGGCAGCAGGCCCGAGAGCACGGGCGCUCGCGUUCAUGUUCCGCCAGGAGCAGCCGCUGGCCGAGGGCAGCUUUGCGCCCAUGGGCUCCCUGCAGCCGGACGCCGGCAACACUAGCUGGAACGGGACCGAGGCUCCUGGGGGCGGCAGCUGGGCCACCCCUUACUCCCUGCAGGUGACGCUGACGCUGGUGUGCCUGGCUGGCCUGCUCAUGUUGCUCACGGUGUUCGGCAACGUGCUGGUCAUCAUCGCCGUGUUUACCAGCCGCGCGCUCAAAGCGCCCCAAAACCUCUUCCUCGUGUCCCUGGCUUCGGCGGACAUCCUGGUGGCCACACUGGUCAUUCCAUUCUCUCUGGCCAAUGAGGUGAUGGGCUACUGGUACUUUGGCAAGGUGUGGUGCGAGAUCUACCUGGCGCUCGACGUGCUCUUUUGCACGUCGUCCAUCGUGCACCUGUGCGCCAUCAGCUUGGACCGCUACUGGUCCAUCACGCAGGCCAUCGAGUACAACCUGAAGCGUACGCCGCGCCGCAUCAAGGCCAUCAUCGUCACGGUGUGGGUCAUCUCGGCCGUCAUCUCCUUUCCGCCGCUCAUCUCCAUCGAGAAGAAGGGCGCCGGCGACGGGCAGCAGCCAGCCGAGCCGAGCUGCAAGAUCAACGACCAGAAGUGGUACGUCAUCUCCUCGUGCAUCUGCUCCUUCUUCGCGCCCUGCCUCAUCAUGAUCCUGGUCUACGUGCGCAUCUACCAGAUCGCCAAGCGUCGCACCCGCGUUCCGCCCAGUCGCCGGGGUCCCGAGGCCAACGCCGCCACCGGGCCGCCUGGGAGCGCAGAGCGUAGACCCAACGGCCUGGGCCCGGAGCGGGGCGCAGGCACCGUGGGCGACGGCGCCGAGGCGGAGCCUCUGCCCACUCAACUGAACGGUGCCCCCGGGGAGCCUUCGCCUGCCGGACCACGCGAGGCGGACGCGCUGGACCUGGAGGAGAGUUCGUCGUCCGAGCACGCCGAGCGCCCCCCGGGGCCCCGCAGACCCGAGCGCGCCCCCAGGGCCAAGGGCAAAACCCGGGCGAGCCAGGUGAAGCCCGGAGACAGCUUGCCGCGGCGCGGGCCCGGGGCGUCUGGGCCCGGGGUGUCGGGGUCCGGGCCUGGGGAGGAGCGCGGCGGGGUGGCCAAGGCGUCGCGCUGGCGCGGGCGGCAGAACCGAGAGAAGCGCUUCACGUUCGUGCUGGCCGUGGUCAUCGGCGUGUUCGUGGUGUGCUGGUUCCCCUUCUUCUUCACCUACACGCUCAUGGCCGUCGGCUGCUUCGUGCCUCCCAAGCUCUUCAACUUCUUCUUCUGGUUCGGCUACUGCAACAGCUCGCUGAACCCGGUCAUCUACACCAUCUUCAACCACGACUUCCGCCGCGCCUUCAAGAAGAUCCUCUGCCGCGGGGACAGAAAGCGCAUCGUGUGAGCGCGCCGCCUUCAGAGCCCGGUUCACACGCUCGCGCAGUGCAGCGCAGGCCUGGGGACAUGAGGGGCGCGUGAACGAAAGCAGACCCCCCUACACUGCAACCCAGAACCCGACUGCUCCGCGUUUCCUGGCUUGGGUGGGUGGGGUGCUCUAUGGCCUCCCCAGGGCACCUUCUGUUCCUACAAGGGAAACGAGCUGGCUGGAACGGCCGGCCACACACACACACACACACACACACACACACACACCCUUAAUCGUUAUUUGUGGCUGCUAUAAACCCACAGCCAAAUUUUUUCCUGGUGGGCCACCUAUAAUCAGUAUUGUUUCCUAAAGAUAGUUUAAUUCUCCCCAGCCCCACCCCGCUUUCCAGCUCUCUCAGCUCUUCAGAGCAAGCACAGUACUAUAGAGGGCAUGGCUCCCAAAGAGUUAAUGGAUAGAGGUUGCCUAACCCUGGCUAAUUCCCCCUCUCCUCACUUACAAAAGACAAAAUCACUCAGGGCAGACCCUGCCCACCCUCCUCCUCUCCACUCCCUCUGUAAAUAGACUCUAUUUUGAUAGCACACUUUGGGGUCCUCAAUGAUGGCCUUGGUGUGGUGUUGGGAUCCUGGCUGUGGACAUACGUGCCCUACAGGGAGACACCGUGCCUGGCUCAGACCAGGCUCCUCCGCAAUGCAAGCCCUCUUUUGUAGUGUUAUUAUGCCCCACGUUCUCCUUUUCACCAGUAAAUGGUGACUGUCCCUUGGACAUGGACCUGCUUUGAGAUUUCAUGGCAGGCAACAGAUUUCUGUCCAUUUUUCCCCCCUGUGCCUAACAGCAUAAUUGCCUUUUCCUAUGUAAAUAUUAUAGUGACGGACCAAGACAGAAGGAAAUGAACCUUUCCGCCUUGCAUCAGCCCUGUGUAUAAAGCCAUUAUCCUCUGAGGCACUGUUUGCCCCAGUAACUCACUUUAAAACUGACUUUCUGGUGCCCCUCCCUCCUCUGGGGCCACUGCUUGAGGAAGACUCUGUCUGUUUCUAUCCUGUGUGUGGGUGUGGGUCUCUCCUUCCCUGAAAGUGCUGACUAAGGGGAAAUCUAGCUGCUGUUUGUAGGCACAGAGGAGUGGAAAUUAUGUGGAAGGAGCAAACCUGAUACGAUUUGCCCAAGGUAAACAGUUUGAAAGACAAAUGGGCCUGCCACAAUGUACAGUUCCAGCCCCAAGAGCUCUUAGGUAUCAAACUAUUGCCCUUCCCCCCUACUUUUCUGGCUGAGAUCACAUCACUUAAUGAGCUGCCAAAGGCAGGGAGGAGGCAGAGACUUCGUGUUUACAACCUGGGUUCUACAUGUUUGAGAUGGACAAGGGAAGGCCUCUGUGUUGGUUUCACUACAGAAAAACUCGUGUUGGCACAAGUUGCUCAUGACGGUGGAUUUUUUUAAAAAAAUAAAUAAAAAGUUUACAGAUCAAAUGUGAAAUAAAUAUGAAUUAAGUGGU
This is a messenger RNA of Jaculus jaculus (lesser Egyptian jerboa), 3827 nucleotides long. It is a transcript of the gene Adra2a, whose product is annotated as adrenoceptor alpha 2A. Gene Ontology annotation, molecular function: alpha2-adrenergic receptor activity. Lineage: Eukaryota; Metazoa; Chordata; Mammalia; Rodentia; Dipodidae. Gene Ontology annotation, biological process: platelet activation; adenylate cyclase-activating adrenergic receptor signaling pathway; regulation of smooth muscle contraction. The coding region runs from base 950 to 2359 and encodes 469 amino acids. The record is from RefSeq and is a predicted model, not a curated record. The transcript has a single exon. Gene Ontology annotation, cellular component: membrane.